UUGGCCUUGGGUCAUCCUAAAGCGGGUUUACAAACGAUAAAGUUCUUUUGCACUCUUGCCUCUGUUGUAGAGAGUAGCAAGAUAAUGAGUGAAAGGAGGAAAAGAGCUUGGAGAGAAAGUAGUGAAAAUUAAUUCCUUGUUCAUGUUGAAGAGGAUGCCUGGCCUUGUCCAGAAUGAGUGUAACGGAAGGGGGAGCCCUACCAAAAGAAAACGGCUUUCCCUUAAGUUCUUUCAGAAAAAAGAAGCCAAACGAGCACUUGAUUUUACUGAGAAGCAAGAAAAUGAGCACAGUCCUUCAGAGCCAAAAAGGCUAGAUAAAUGUGACAAGACUGUUUCUGGAGCCCAGCUGGUAGCUUCUGCAGUUGACUAUGAAAAGAGAGAGGAGCUUCUACCAUUUGUUGGCCUAAACAAUUUGGGAAAUACAUGUUACCUCAAUAGUGUGCUGCAGGUGUUGUAUUAUUGCCCUGGAUUUAAAACUAGGAUGGAAUUUAUGUAUGACAUAAUCACCAAGAAUCAAGAGAUGCUGAAGAGUGAGGAGGAUCCCAAAACAGACCAGGACAUAACAAAUGGUCGAGAGGAAUUGCCAAUUUGCCUAGAGCUGAUCUGCAACUUGCAUAGCUUGAUUGUAUCUAUGGAACAGAUUCAGGCCAACUACCUUCUCAAUGCUGAGAAUUACACAGAGGGAGACCUUGCUAUUCAGCCUAAAAGGCUGAUGGGUACAUUGAGAGAGCUGAAUCCAAUGUAUGAUGGAUAUCUCCAGCAUGAUGCACAGGAAGUUUUGCAGUGUAUUUUAGGAUAUAUCCUAGAAGCUUGCCAGUUAUUAAAGAGUCAAACAUCUGCUGAAGAAAAGAUUGACCCUGAGACACGUGUGGAGAAUAAAGUGAACAGGCCCACUGAAAUCUCAAACGUCAGAAAUAUUGUUGUACAAGACAACCAUGAAAUGCCUGAUCUGGAGAAAGAGGAAACACUAAAGAAGAAAAAUGGAAAAAGAAAAAGUGUCACUCAAGCGGGAAAUGCCAUGAAAAGGUCUAAAUUGCCAAAUGAUCCAAAAAAUAUAGAAGGGAAGCGGCAAACAAGAGGGAAGAGGAAACCUUCAGGAGACAAUAUUGAGCAAGAGCCUGACACUGAUGCUAACAAUAUAUCUGAAAAUAGCACUGCUGGCAUCAUUGCCCAGAAAAAGACACGACUUGGGUUAAGAUGGCUAAAACCUACAGUGAACCAGCCAAGUAUACUUUCAAAAUUCUGUAGUCUUGGAAAACUGACAUCAAAUAUAAGCACCAAAGAACCAAGUAAUGAUGAUGCAAGUGGAUAUCAGCCAAAUUAUACUAUAAAUGAGGACAGUUCAACCAAUUUCCACUGUUGUUCAUCAGGCUGUGCAACCCAGUGUAUUCAAGAAAUCGCCAGUGAGAAAAAUCAAGACUUGUCUGAAAUUGAAGACAUGAGCACAAGUAAAACAGAGCUGUCUGGCUUUGAGCUGAUGGAUGGAAUGUUCCAAGGACAGUUAGUUCUGAGAACACGAUGCUUGGAGUGCGAGUGUUACUCUGAACGAAGAGAAAAUUUCCAAGACAUCAGUGUACCUGUACAAGAGAAUGACCCCAAGGAGAAAAGCUCUGAGAUAUCACCAGAACCAAAGAUGGAGAUUAAAACAUUGAAGUGGGCAAUAUCGCAGUUCGCUUCAGUGGAAAGAAUAGUUGGUGAAGACAAAUAUUUCUGUGAAAACUGUCAUCAUUACACAGAAGCUGAACGCAGCUUGUUGUUUGACAAGAUGCCAGAAGUUGUAACUAUCCAUUUAAAGUGCUUUGCAGCAUGUAACUCGGAAUUGGAACCUUAUGGCAAUCUCUCAAAAGUGAAUACUCCCUUACUGACUCCUCUUACACUUUCACUGGAAGAAUGGAGUACUAAAGAGGCCAAUGACAGCUAUGAACUGUUUGCAGUAGUCAUGCAUAAUGGGGUGAGUAUUAGUAGUGGUCAUUACACAGCCUAUAUAAAAAUGACAUAUUUUGGCAGUCGAGAGAUGCCCAAAGAAGAAUCUGCAUUGAACUGUGCACAUGGUGUGAAACAGGAAUCAGUCACUGAAGAACAGGCAAAAAACUCUGUUUGUUCACAUGAAUAUGAUGAUGGAGAGAUAUCAGUUAAAUUAAAAGGAAACUUUCAAGCAGCAGCAUCUGGUAAAACUACAAAGAAGAAUGCAGAAAGUGUUGGGCUCCUGGGUGGACAAAAAAAUUUGUCCAGCUUUGAUCUGUAUGCCUCCAAGAACAAGAAUGACCCUGAAAAACCUAGAUUUGCACUGAAAGAAAAUGACAAAUUGGACUCUGUUAACUUUGAAGACAAAUAUAAUUGCUUCAAUGACCAAAGCAGUUUUAACAGUCAACAUGGAGUACCAAAAACUGGGAGGAAUGCCCCAGAAAAUGGGGUUCCUCCAAGUUGCUGUAGUCUGCAGGAGUAUGAAGGAAAAUGGAUGUUGUUUGAUGAUGCUGAGGUGAAACUCACAGAUGAACAGGAUUUUCUCAGCUCACUUUCUCCAUCAACUUCUUGUGCAUCAACACCAUAUCUGUUGUUUUAUAAGAAAAUGGCAAACCCAUAAAAAUGCACCUGGAGAGAUUGCUAUAAAUAAUUUCACCAUAGCAUAUCUUUCACUGCUUGUUAUGUAAUAUAGAGAAUUAUUUUCAAACCUUGCUAGUGAAGUUUCAUGAAUCAAGCAUAAUCAAAACAGUCUGAUAAAAUAAGCCUUCAAAUUAGUGUUUAAAUAUGAAAAGAUUGCAGGCUCUAAACUUUUGAAAAUUAACACAAGUACACUAUUCACAUAGAUGUUCUGUGCAACAUAUACAUUCCUUGUCUCCCUGGGAGAUGACCUUGAUUUUACAACUCUCCUCCACCCCAAUUUGUUCAAAGGUGAUUUAAAAUCACCACAGCCAAGUGUAAAACACCUUGCCAUAUUUAUAAAAUAGUCAAGAAUGGGAUCAGCUACAUUUUAGAAGUUUGGAAAAUGGUGGCGGGCAGAGUUUGACCUGAAUUCCUCCACCCCUAAUACUUCCAGGUACCUUUGAGGCAGGUGCUGUGUCACUCAGUCUACCUAUCAAAGUUAAGUGUGAUUACUGCCAGAUAUUUGGUAUUUCUCCUGCUUCUACUUUGUUGGCUGAGGUCAACUCUGAACAAACCUGAACGAAUCUACUAAAUUCUAAUCUUGGCACUUCUGCUGAGUUGUCUGCUUAAUAAAACCACAUAUCAUUUAAGAGUUUAUAAUGUCUUGCUCUUAAUUCAACCAUUUGAUGUAGACAUAAGACAUUAUGUAACGUUUAUAAUUUCUUCUUUGCAAUAAUACGGAUGAUGAUUGUAAAUAAUAUCCUAAGAAGGCCCUUUCUUUCUGGAUUACCUUCUCAGAAAUUCUCUACAUGUUUGAGAAUAUGUACAUGAAAUCUGGAAUAUAGUCACUGAUUUCUAUUUUCUUAAGCAUUGUAUUAUAAAUUAGUUAUGUAAAUAAAACUUUGUACAAAAUUACUUUAAAGUUUAAUUAUACAACUAGUGUAUAGUUUCUAAGGUAUUCUAAAAGCUGUCCUAUUAAUUUGCAUCCAAUUUGUAAAUGCACUUAAAAGGUUGUACAUACACCCCACUGGUCUUUUAAUAACAUUUAUUUGAAUUGAUAAAGCCUGCAUGCACAUAUCUAUUGUGUCUUGGUUCUUUCUCAUUUUUCACAAGUGAUGUGUUUAGCAUAAGGUGGAGACUAAACAAGGUCUGAUCACUGUCCUAAAUGGGUAUCAGUAAACCAAGGCAGCUUUACUGCCACAGGAACUAAUGGUUUUUCACAGAUGUUCAAUUCGCAACAGCUAAUUAAAAACAAAAGUCAUUACCACAAAUCUGAUACUGUUUUUUUUUACUUUAACAUUGACAAUUCUAUCUUCAGUUUAAUGUUUUUGUGAAUUGUAUAAUUUAAGUGUUGUGAUCAUAAACUGUUUUUGAUGGUAUGGGUUGGUGUAGUUAUGGGCAGAAUACUGUUUACUUCUGAUUUGAAGCUAGCCCUGGAUACA
Molecule: messenger RNA, 4025 nt
Organism: Pristis pectinata (smalltooth sawfish)
Lineage: Eukaryota; Metazoa; Chordata; Chondrichthyes; Rhinopristiformes; Pristidae
Gene: usp1
Product: ubiquitin specific peptidase 1
Exons: 9
Coding region: 143-2584 (813 amino acids)
Biological process (GO): protein deubiquitination
Cellular component (GO): cytosol; nucleus
Molecular function (GO): cysteine-type deubiquitinase activity; cysteine-type endopeptidase activity
Source: RefSeq, a predicted model, not a curated record